This is a messenger RNA of Paramisgurnus dabryanus, 1970 nucleotides long. The record is from RefSeq and is a predicted model, not a curated record. NCBI's taxonomy places the organism in Eukaryota, Metazoa, Chordata, Actinopteri, Cypriniformes, Cobitidae.
UGUUAUGGUUAUCCAGAAUUCAAAAUUACAAACAAGUCAUUUUGUGAAAAUUCAAAAAAUGUCCUUAUCUUGAUAAAUGUCUAUAUCCAAAGAUAUCAGUGUUUACCUCAAAGUAAUAGCUAUCCACAACUCUUUUUCAUCAUUGAUGCCUCUUUCAUUGCUGCGAAAUUGGCAUGGCUUUUCAAUUUCAUUCUGUAACGUUCACUUGUUAACAAACUUGACUGUUUAGAAUGUGCAUGAUGUUUCUGGAGCUGGCUGUCGUCUUUAGGCUUGGUGGAGCAUGAGGAAAGAGUGGGAUGUGAAGAAAGCGUAAGGGCAGGUGCUUGGUCAUCAUGAGGAGCCCAAUCGCACAGCAGAGGGCAGGUCUGGCCAGAGGGAAGACCCAGACGUUCGGACAAUAUUUAAACGCCAGGAGGACACAUUGGCCAGUGGUGCUGAAUCUGAGACCAUUUGAAUCUCACAUCACCUGUCUGACUGCAUAAGACUGUCUUUCUGUGAGCCUGUCUGUCUACAGUAUCUGCCAUCAUGCUGGUACGGGCCGUCCUACAGACUUCACUGGUUCUGUGGUUAGUACAGAGCACCAUACAAGGAGGUGUUAGACCACAGUCUGGAUCUCUGGGAAGGCUGGCACAAAGUCGAGCGGCUGGUAUUCUUGGAGCCCGUGCUUAUGGAGUGGGCAGGCAAGGAAAGACAGCUGCUGGUCGUUAUCUUGGUGUGGGAGGCUAUAGACCUGGGAUGGCUGGAGGAUUAAAACAAGGAUAUGGAACACUCGGCUAUGGAGUCCCUCUUGGUGCUGGUCUUGGAGGGAAUCUCGGGGGUGCUGGAAUGGGCUAUGGAAGGGGAUAUGGCCAGGGUGACGGGCUGGGUUAUCCAGGUGGAAGAGGAUAUACCGGUAACGGUUAUGGAGCUCCAAUAGGUUAUGGUGCAGGAGGAUACCCUGGCAUUGGACGCGGAUAUGGUGGCCCUGCAGUCGCGCCCUCAAAAGGGCAAGGUUUAAAACCAUCAAAACUGGCUGAUCCAGUGUCUAGGUUUACAGGUGCUGGGCCCAGAGGAGGCCAACCUGUGUCACGGGGAGAAAGGGCCGAUGGGUACGGUCUUGGUGCAGGGUAUUUUGGAACUGGUCUUCCUGAUGGUUACGGUGCAGGUUAUGGGGCAGGUGCAUAUCAACAGGGAGUUCGAGGAGGAAAGCCGAUCGGCUACAAUAAUGGAUUCGGCAGUGAAAUGUAUGGUGCUGCAGAUGGAUAUGGGGCAGGUCUCGGAGCUGCCGGCCUAGGAGCUGCUGGUCUUGGAGCUGCAGGUCUUGGAAAUCCAGGUCAGCUUGCGGGCACUGGUCUGGGUUCUGAAGCCAAAGCUAGAAAGUAUGCGGCAGGUGGGGUACUUGGGGCUGCAGGAUCCUUGCCUUACGGUGGCCAGCCUGUGGUUUCGGCUGGGCUUGGGCCUCAGAGCAAAACUGGUAGCUAUGGUGAAGCUACAUUUGGAGAAAUUCCAACCCUCGGCUCUGACGCUGGUGGUGCUGGUGCAGCAUUGGAUCCUUUAGUAGCUGGAGGUGUAGGUCAGCUUCCUUACAAUGCACCUGUCAUUGCAGCUGGGCUUGAAGGUGAUGCUGGCUAUCCCUAUGGUGCUGAGCAACUCGUUUUGGAAGCUGAAGUUACAAAAACGGCUGCCAAAUAUGGUGCAGGAGGUUUUGGAGCUGCACUAAGUACCGGCAGUCAGGGUGCAUAUGCUGGACAAAAGGAUGGAACCAAAGCGAGCCUUAGCGGUGUUUAUGGGAAUGGGUACAAAGGUUAAUUUCUGAACCCGGCUGUUAACCUCUGCAGUGUUUUCGACUAGUGCUCCCCACCAUUAUGCAGUUUGUGACAGUGUUGUAAGGCAUGUUAUUUUAGCUUUACUUGUGCCCAUUUAUGUGGGCAUUUGUGUUUUGUGUCUGUAUGUGUGUGUGUGUGGUGUUUAUAAAUGUGGUCCUUAUCGUG